Molecule: messenger RNA, 1785 nt
Organism: Plasmodium vivax (malaria parasite P. vivax)
Lineage: Eukaryota; Apicomplexa; Aconoidasida; Haemosporida; Plasmodiidae
Product: variable surface protein Vir16-related
Exons: 3
Coding region: 1-1785 (594 amino acids)
Source: RefSeq, a predicted model, not a curated record
AUGAGAACCAUAUCUUUGGAGGAGGCUGCAGAAGCUGUAAAACUUCAUAAAAUACAUCCAGAAAAUUUCUUUUCAGAGCUUGAUAAACCUUCUACUUUUGAAGGACUUUGUAGUGGAGUCGAGCAUAAAGGAGGUCCCAAAUCUAAAGAAGCCAAAGAACUUUGCAUUAAACUAGUGCGUUCUUUAGAAAAAAUAAGUAAAGAGAAUGAUUCCCAACGUAAUAAUUACUGUAGUUACAUACGUUAUUGGUUAUAUGAACAAAUAAGUGAAAUUCAUACUAACAAAUCUGCAAAGAUUACUGAUGUACGCUUUUUUGACGAUCUUAUUUUUGCAUGGACACUCAUUCAUAAUGGAAAAUUAAAAAAAACAUGUAAUCCGGAAAAUAAUAUAAAAGAUGUUAAAUUAGAUGAAUUAAAAAAUAGGAUAUUUUCUUAUAUUUAUUUUAAAAAUCUUGAUAAAAUUAAAAAAAUUAGUACUGAAAAUGGAACAGAUUGCGAUAAGUAUUUAACAUAUCUUAAGAGUUUUAAGUCAGUACAUGAGGAGUAUAAGGAUAGGCUUUGUGGCAAGUCAACUGUUUUAUCACAGAAGAAUGGUACAGAUUAUUUUCAUUGUGAUGAUAAGGAUGUACUUAUGUCUCGCAUAACUGAAUUAGAAAAAUGCAAAGGUUCAGAGAAGCCAACUGUUGCAACAGGACACCUUGACCCCAAAAGUGUUAAAGGCGAAGGAGAUCCAGGAGCUCCAAAAGAUAAAAAAGUUUCAGAAGAUACAACAAGACCAACAGAUUCAGCAGUCGUAGCAAGCUCAUCGAGUUCAUCAACUACUGUAACAACAACAACUGCAGUAACUGCAACAAAACCAGUAACAACUGCAACAACAGUAACUGCAACGCAACCAACAGUAACAACAACUGCAUCAACUGCAUCAACUGCAUCAACUGCAUCAACUGCAUCAACUGCAUCAACUGCAUCAACUGCAUCAACUGCAUCAACUGCAUCAACUACACCAAGUAAUGUAACAACAACAAGUACACCAUCUACAUCCACUAAAACAAGAACAGUAACUACGCUAAGUACAAGUAGUUCAGGAAGUCAAGGAAGAUCAUCAUUUUGGUCAGGUUUGUCGGGUUUAUUUAGUUCAUCAAGGCCACGAACUUCAGAACGAACAUCAUCUUUAGCGGCAUCACAAACUUCGUCAAGUUCAAAAGGUACAUUGAGUGCAAGAGUUGCAGAAAGGCCAGUGACUACAACAAGUGCAUCAAGUGUAAGAGAUUCGACAGUUACAGUAACCACAAAUACACGAAGUGCAGAAGGUUCAAUAAGUUCAACAGGUCAAGUAGAUCAAGGGAGAUUAACACGUCCACUGGUUACAGCAACUGUAUCCGGAAAAUCUUUGAGUCCCCAGCCGCAAGAAAGUCCUGGGUACGCUCUUCACACAGUAUCAUCAUAUAAUUCAAACACUGGGGGGGAUACAAACCUGGAGACCAUUACUGAUGUUCCUGGUACUUCAGAAACGUUAUAUGAUAAGUUAGAUUCAAAUACUGUUAAAAAUAUUAUCAUGGCUGCAGCGGUACUUGGAAUAAUAUUCUUCCUUUUCUACUACAAUAGGUCUUCUCGAAUAGAAUCAAGUAUUAAGCCAAAAAAAAGGAAGAAAAAAGCAUUCGAGCAUAAUUAUUACGAAGAGUAUGAAAAGGAGUUAGCGAAGUAUGAAUCAUAUAAUGAGUCUUUAGAUUCUCUAGAAGAUCGAUAUUAUUUGACUUAUCAGCCAGACCAAGACUCUCACUACUAA